Molecule: messenger RNA, 422 nt
Organism: Bactrocera neohumeralis
Lineage: Eukaryota; Metazoa; Arthropoda; Insecta; Diptera; Tephritidae
Exons: 2
Coding region: 27-350 (107 amino acids)
Source: RefSeq, a predicted model, not a curated record
AAAAUUAAUGCAACUUGCAGUUUGAAAUGGGUUUAAGUUCGCGGAAUCCAACUAAGUUACUGCCUAGCGCUUUUCCCACGUUAACCACUGCUCCUGCAGAGGCUAAUGAACGGCAAAAAGGUUUAAAAACAGAGUUGUUAACAACAAUGUUGAAGAAUACCGCCCCUGUUGAAGUAAUUCAUGAAGACGAGGUUGGAGAAGCACCUCAAACUGCAGGAGAGGAUGUCAUCGAUGAGAAAGACGAGAAAGUACUGCGUUUGGAAACAGAAAUGUUAGUCCAAAUUGAUAUUGAUGAAGUAUUUUUUUUACAUAAGUUUGUGUAUUUCUUAUUCUUUUUAGACAAAGGCUGAAUAGUGUUGUUAGAACUUUGAAUAAGUGCAAAAACGAGAAGUCAGCAGAAAAUAAACACCAUAGGAUUUCCA